Micropterus salmoides (largemouth bass) is the source of this 2301-nucleotide messenger RNA. RefSeq names its product endothelin converting enzyme 1 (gene ece1). NCBI's taxonomy places the organism in Eukaryota, Metazoa, Chordata, Actinopteri, Centrarchiformes, Centrarchidae. Gene Ontology annotation, cellular component: plasma membrane. Gene Ontology annotation, biological process: peptide hormone processing. The transcript is spliced from 18 exons. The record is from RefSeq and is a predicted model, not a curated record. Bases 1 to 2301 code for a protein of 766 amino acids. Gene Ontology annotation, molecular function: metalloendopeptidase activity.
AUGGAAGCACUGAGAGAGUCUUUUCUGCAUUUGACUUUUCAGAUGUCAACGUAUAAGAGAGCCACGUUGGAUGAGGAGGACCUGGUGGACUCUACCAGUGAUGACAUCUACCAAUCAUCCCCUAUGCAGGUGACUCUUCUGCACGGCCGUGGUCCCACAUGUUGGCUAGACAAGACACAGAGGGAGAGGAGGCUACUGAUUUUACUGUGCGUCGUGUCUCUGGGCCUGUUCAUAUCUCUCAUCACAACUGGGGUCUUCUACAAACAGACUCACCCGGGCUUGUGCCUAACAGAGCCAUGCAUUACUGUGGCCAGUGCGGUCAUGGGAGCCCUGGACCGAUCCGUAGACCCCUGCCAUGACUUUUACAACUUUGCCUGUGGGGGCUGGAUGAAGAACAACCCCCUCCCUGAGGGCAAAUCCCGCUGGGGACCUUUCAGCAACCUCUGGGAGCACAACAUGCUUGUAAUGAAGCAUUUAUUAGAAAACACAACGAUGAAAGGUCUGAGUAAGGCUGAGGAAAAGGCCCAGCGAUAUUAUCAGGCCUGCAUGAAUGAGGCCAAGAUUGAGGAAUUAGGAGCCAAGCCACUGCAGGAGCUAAUCAGCCAGAUAGGAGGAUGGGCCCUGACCGGAUCAUGGGACAAGGACAACUUCCAGGAAGUUUUGCGUAUGGUGUCAGCCAACUAUCGCACCUCGCCUUUCUUCACCGUGUUUGUCAGCACUGACUCCAAAAACUCUAACAGUAACAUCAUCCAGGUGGAUCAGUCCAGCCUGGGACUACCUUCACGGGAUUACUACCUCAACAGAACAGCAAAUGAAAAGUAUUUGACCGCAUACCUCAACUUCCUGACGGAGUUAGGGGUUCUCCUAGGUGGCUCAAAGCAGAUGUCUCAGACGCUGAUGGAGGAGAUUGUGGACUUUGAAACCGCCCUGGCCAACAUCACAGUCCCUCAGGAUGAGAGACGGGAUGAGGAGCUCAUCUACCAUAAGAUGGAGGCCAAGGAUCUGACAACUCUGGUUCCUGCAGUGGACUGGAUGCCAUACCUCACAGAAGUGUUUGCUCCGGUGCCACUCAAUGACUCAGAGCCAGUGGUUGUUUAUGCCAAAGAAUACCUCCAGAAAGUUUCUGACCUCAUUACAAAAACAAAUAAAAGCCUACUGAACAACUACAUGAUAAUGAAGGUGGUGAGGAAGAUGGUGUCCAUUUUGGACCAAAGGUUCCAGAAUGCAGAGCAGCGCUUCCUUGAGGUCAUGUAUGGAACAAAGAAGAGCUGCACUCCACGCUGGAAGCUGUGUGUCAGUGACACAGACAGCGCCCUGGGCUUUGCUCUUGGAGCCAUGUUUGUCAAAGCCACCUUUGCUGAGGACAGCAAAGCCAUUGCUGAAGAUAUGGUUGCAGAAAUUAAGUGGGCGUUUGAGGAUAGCCUGAAGUAUGUCAGCUGGAUGGAUGAGGACACAAAAAAAGCAGCAAAAGAAAAGGCAGAUGCGAUAUACAACAUGGUUGGAUAUCCAGAGUUCAUCAUGAAUGCCACAAAGGUGGACAAAGUGUUCAAUGAUUUUGAGGUGGUGUCAGAACUUUACUUCCAAAAUGUCAUGCAGUACUACAACUUCUCAGCCAGAGUGACUGCGGACCAGCUGAGGAAAAUACCCAACAGAAACCAGUGGAGCAUGACCCCUCCAACUGUGAAUGCAUAUUACAACCCUACCAAGAAUGAGAUGGUUCUGCCAGCGGGAAUUCUUCAGGCUCCGUUCUACAGUCGUUCCUGGCCUAAAGCUCUUAACUUUGGUGGAAUUGGCGUAGUCAUGGGACAUGAACUGACUCAUGCUUUUGAUGACCAGGGGAGGGAAUAUGACAAGGACGGAAACCUGCGUCCCUGGUGGAAGAACUCUUCUGUGGAGGCCUUCAAGAAGCAAACCCAGUGCAUGGUGGAGCAGUAUGGAAAUUACAGCAUCAACAAGGAGCCUCUGAAUGGAAGACACACCCUGGGAGAGAACAUCGCUGACAACGGUGGACUCAAGGCUGCCUACAAGGCUUAUGUGGACUGGAUCAAAAAGAAUGGCGAGGAGGCCACACUGCCAGCACUGGGAAUGACUAACCAUCAGCUGUUUUUUGUAGGAUUUGCCCAGGUAUGGUGCUCUGUAAGGACACCUGAAAGUUCACACGAGGGCGUAAUCACAGAUCCUCACAGUCCGUCAAGAUUUAGAGUCAUUGGCACCAUCUCUAACUCACAUGAAUUCUCAAAGCACUUUGGCUGCAAAGCGGAUGAUCCCAUGAACCCUAAACAUAAGUGUGAGCUUUGGUGA